UGCUGGGACUAUAUAACGUCUCAGACUCCGAGAUAGCCUCAGUCACAGAGAAGAGUUCAGUAAGAUAUCAUAGUAUUAUACAUUAGUGCUUUAGUAAUUUAUAGACGGCUAUAACACGCUUUCUCAUCAAAGAAAAAAUGGAGUUUCAAAAUCACGCAUCAAAUGACAAGCGCAGGCAGUCAGGCAUGUUGAGGCCGGUGUUCUGGUGGUGGUGUGUAUCUCUGCUCUGCUGUCACCUGUCGAUGACCGGCGCCACGGAAGAAGAGGCACCGCCCGCCACGGCGCAGGAGGCGCUGGGGCUGCUGGCGUCUUUGCAACAGGCCAACGAGGGGUCAAGCAACGAAUUGCGCAAGAUGGCCGGCAUGUAUGAACUGCUACAGUUGGCAGCAUUGCAACAACAGCAGCGCCAACGAUUGGCAGAAUUGGAGGAAGGAGUGGGGGAAGGAGAAGAGUUACCAGUUCCUCUUCCCCUCCAGGGCAGGCUACCCCUCUUGGCCCUGCAAGACAAGGAUGAAUUCAUAAAGGACAAAAGAGGCAGUUAUAUGUCGCUGUGCCAUUUCAAGAUCUGCAACAUGGGGCGGAAGCGAAACUCUUACGCGUGGAGUUCCUGGGGUCGAAACUAAACCGAGAAACGUUCCUUUGGCAACCAGCCACAACCAAGGACAACCCCUUGUUGUAAAUAUAGGUAUUUUAUUUUUCCAGCAGAAAAAAAUGUCAAAGAGCAAGAAAAAUAUAGAAAAUAUACUGUUGACACCCUUUAUACAGCAAUUAAACUUGAAAAUAUCAUUUUGAUUGAGGAAUGUUUUGUGAUGGUAAUAAAGAGCAAGAGGUCUCCGUAACAUAAAAUUUUAAGAAUACAUUUUAAAAUGAACAAGGCCUAAUGUUUACAAGUAGCCAUGGCCAAAAGGAACGUUUCUUCUGGAAAUGGCAACUUGGAAAAUGUGUUCUUAAUUUUGUAAGGUGCAACAUUCACAACAUAUAUAUAUCUGUUCACAAUCUUAGAAAUGGUCAAGCAUAGAUUUUUCAUUUGAUUAUGAACAAGCUCAUCCUUAUUUCAAAGAAAACAUUACUGUCUGUAUUUCUUUCAAACAGUAUUAUUUUGUUUAACCAAACAAGUAAAAAACUGAAUAUUUUGUUUGUUUGAAAAAUAAAUUAUCAAAUAAAGCAUUCCUGAUAUUGAUUUAUUAGUUGAGAAAUUGGUGUCAAAACCGAAAAGGUAUUAAACCUGUAUUCAAUUUUGUUUUUAUAACAAUGAAUUCUACAUUCAUACUUGUUAGUGUUAUUAAUUUGUAAAUAAAGUUUCUUAUUUCUGGGUGCAGAUCUUUAUUAGGUAUUGUAGUUCAGAAUUGCGUUCUCCAUCCGAGUAGAUAGAAAUUAUAGUUUAGUAUAAAAAUGAUAUUAUUAAUGUUAUGUUGUAAAAUUUACUUUGCGUUUCUCCAACCCAAGGCGAAAACGCCAUAUUUUCUCCUACAGGUGAUAAUAACAUAUGUUAUUCAAAUUUAUUUUAAGACAUGACUAAAUUGUUUUAUUAGUUUACCUCAUAGCUAUGACAACGAAUUUAAAACAUUUUUGUACAUCUCGAAUAAAAAAACGGAUUCAAAAAACUGUUUAACCUGAAAAUACUACAGGCUUUCAAGAACCUUUUAGGAGCUGAUAUUUUAUGUAUUUAAUUAUAAUUAUGUUGUGAGGCCAAAGUAAUGUUUUUAAUUGAGAAAACAUUUAUAUCAUUGCUUUAAAAGUUCCAGAAUACGUUUGAAACUUUUUAGAAUUAUAUAAUACCUGUAUAUCAUAAGUACUAAAAAUUAUAAAAUGUAAGUUAAAACAUGUAUUUUUGUAAAAUUACGCAUAUGAAAUUAAUGUAUAACUUAUUUAGGUUCUAUAUUUUUAUACAGAGUAAAAUAUAAGUACGAUUUAUUUUACUUGAAAUGUUUUUAUUUCCUACAGGAGAAAAACUUUUAGCUAUUAUACCCAAUAUUGUAAAUAUUUUUAUUUUUAUAACUUUUUACUCUUUGUUAUAGAUUAAUUUAUUAAUACUGUACCUGCAUUGUCCUACUUUAUUUAUUGAGAAUGUCAAGGUUUGAUUGUGUUGGUGAUUGAAUUGUCACACCUCGAGAGAAUGCAUGUGAACGAGUUCUUGUUUUGUUCUAGUAUGUAACUAUAAUUAAUUGUGUAAAGAAAUAAAGUUUUGCUGAAUACAG
Homalodisca vitripennis (glassy-winged sharpshooter) is the source of this 2198-nucleotide messenger RNA. RefSeq lists its product as uncharacterized. The coding region runs from base 138 to 623 and encodes 161 amino acids. NCBI's taxonomy places the organism in Eukaryota, Metazoa, Arthropoda, Insecta, Hemiptera, Cicadellidae. The transcript is spliced from 5 exons. The record is from RefSeq and is a predicted model, not a curated record.